Messenger RNA from Daphnia magna, 3273 nucleotides. RefSeq lists its product as uncharacterized. Lineage: Eukaryota; Metazoa; Arthropoda; Branchiopoda; Diplostraca; Daphniidae. Gene Ontology annotation, biological process: DNA integration. Gene Ontology annotation, molecular function: nucleic acid binding. The record is from RefSeq and is a predicted model, not a curated record.
AUGGCACUAAAGAUUUUAGAAAGAACGACGCGUCACAAUGGAGAUCGAUAUGAAGUUUGUUUAAUGCUUCGGAAUCCUUCCAUCAACCUUCCGAAUAACAGAGAAGUAGCCCUUCGUCAGUACCGUGCUUUGAUUAAACGUUUUACUCGUGAUGCAGCAUUUGCCGAAAGGUAUUCGCAGGUGCUCAAUGAAUAUAUCGCUCUCGAUCACGCCAAACAAGUAGACAAUGAAAGCGCCUCCGUCAAUGGCUCCAUUUGGUAUCUGCCUCAUCAUGGUGUCACAACUCCAAACAAACCUGGAAAGGUGCGGGUCGUCUUCAAUCCUUCGGCUCCACACAAAGGGACGUCGCUUAACGAACAACUCUACAAAGGCCCCGAUUUAUUGACCUGCCUCAAUGGAGUACUUCUGCGUUUUCGUCAAUAUCCAUAUCCAAUUUCUGGCGAUAUUGAGAAGAUGUAUCACCAAGUCCUCGUCCCACAACAUCAGCAAUCUCUUCUCCGAUUUUUGUGGAACGAAUCCGGUGAUGCCAGUGAACCUAAAGAAUACCAGAUGAAAGUCCACGUCUUCGGUGCUGUGUCAUCACCAACAAGCUGUAUCUAUGCACUUAGAAAAACAGUGGAAGAUUUCGGCAACCAGUUUCCUCACGUAGCCGAUGCCGUUCUAAAUAAUAUUUAUGUUGACAAUUAUUUAGAUUCGACAGAAACCGAGCAAGAGGCGAUCAGUAAAAUUCGGGACGUUUCGGCCUUGUUAAAGCUCGGCGGUUUCAACAUGGUCCAAUGGCUGUCAUCUUCCAGAUCAAUCCUAGCAAGCGUCGACCAAUCAGAUCUAUCGCGCUCACUCGACCUGGACGCGGACAAACUCCCAAUUGAGCGAACUCUUGGUUUGCUGUGGGAUUGUCAACAGGACUCAUUCACCUUUAAGUCCCGCGUCAAAACUCAAGCCAAAACUAAACGUCAGGUGUUGCAAGAAGUUGCGUCUGUUUUCGACCCCCUUGGCUUUCUUGCUCCUGUCGUGAUGACGGCUAAAAUACUACUCCAGGACAUCUGGCGAUCCGGUGCUGACUGGGACGAUCCUUUGCCUCCCACACUCACAGCCAUUUGGACUUCUUGGGCGAACGAGCUCCAAUCCAUCGUUCAAAUCAAGAUUCCUCGCUGUUUUCGAUCCAUGGAGAAACCCAUCAUGUACGAAAUCCAUGUGUGUUCAGACGCAUCGGAACUUGGCUUCGGUGCAUGUGUUUAUCUACGCGCCGAAUACCCAUCCGGAAAAUUCCGUCUCAAUCUUGUUCUUGCUAAAGCUAGAGUCGUGCCACUUCGUCAACUCUCCAUUCCCCGUUUGGAGUUGCAAGGUGCCGUGCUCGGCGUCCGGCUGUGUGAGUCUGCUCUUAAAGCUGGGUCCCAUUGCUUCGAAUACCUUUUUCUGGUGAUCACCGAAAUACUCGACAGCAGCGCCCCUUCACAGUGGCGGCAUAUACCAGGCGAACUCAAUCCAGCGGAUGACUGCUCUCGUGGUAUUCCAGCAACCCAUUUAACAGCUCAACACCGAUGGUUUAGAGGUCCCGAUUUCCUGUCUCUUUCGCAAAACUCAUGGCCUACAACUGGUGUAAUCAAAGAGCCAUCACCAGAAGACCCAGAGGUUUCACCAUCCAAAUGUGUUGGACACAUCCAGGUUAAACAAGAUCAUCCUCUGUUCAAACUCAUACAAAAUUCUUCUAAUCUACACAAAGUGAAGCGCUCGGUAGCCUGGUUGCUUCGUUUUGUAAAUAAUCGUCACAUUGAUCCACAAAAUCGUCUCCUAUCUCCAUUCUUAAAAGCUCCUGAACUCCGCGAAGCCCUUCGUUUUAUUAUCCGUGUCGACCAAAGACAUUUUUUCGAUGAAGAGAUGAGAUCCUUGACGAAAAAGCUACCAGUGUCAACCGCUUCCCCGCUGGCAACACUGACACCUUUCUUGGAUCCGUACGGAAUCAUCCGCGUUGGCGGAAGGCUCCAACAUUCUUCUCUUCCUCAAGACACGAAGCAUCCAAUUGUGUUGUCACACGAGAGCCAAUUGUCAACUAUGGUAAUCACUGACAUACACAAACUUAAUCUUCACUCUUCUUCAGAUUCAACCCUCCAUGCUCUCCGUGCUCAAUACCAUGUCCUCCAUCCGAGAACAUCGAUCAAUCGAGUCAUCCGGAAUUGUUUCACAUGCAAGCAACGUAAGAGUCAACCAGAGACGCCUCUGAUGGGUCCACUUCCCGCCAGUCGAAUCAAAACUCAUCUUCCGCCUUUUACCAACGUCGGAAUCGACUUCUUCGGUCCACUCUACGUUGUGCUGCUGAGAAGAUCUUUCAAACGCUAUGGUGUAAUGUUCACCUGUCUCGACUGUCGUGCUGUCCAUUUGGAGUUGGCUGAUUCGCUUGACAUGGACUCAUUUAUCAACGCCUUCUCUCGAUUCGUCGAUCGUCGCGGGCUUCCUCAACUUUGCUACAGCGACAAUGGGACAAAUCUGGUAUCCGGCGAGCAAGAAAUCAACCGUGCCCUCUCGCGAUGGAACAAGGAACAACUGGUCAAGAAGAUUGAACAACUAAAAAAUCAUCCCGUGGAAUGGAGAUUCAGCCCCCCUGUCGCACCUCACUUUGGCGGCUCAUGGGAGCGUUUAAUAAAAUCAGCAAAAUCUGCCCUUCGAGGCAUUCUAAAUGAAAGAUCGGUGACCGAAGACGUCCUUUUGACCGCACUUGUAGGAGCUGAGGCUCUUUUGAAUUCUCGGCCGCUAACUCACGUCAGCGUUGAUCCAGAUGACCUCGAAGCUUUGACUCCGAAUCACUUCCUUCUUCUCCGAGCUCAUCCCGGCUGUCAUCUGGACUCCUCUUCCGAUUCCAAGCCAUCCAGCCGUAAACGCUAUCAACAAGCCCAAGAAAUGAUCACUCACUUCUGGAAUCGUUGGCUUCGUGAGUAUAUCCCUAAUCUAAUCGAACGUCGCAAAUGGCUUCGUCACAGACGCAACAUCGCCGUCAACGAUUUAGUGAUUGUUGUUACACCAAAUUCUCCAAGAGGAACCUGGCCUAUUGUUCGAGUCACCGCCGUAACCACCGGGCCAGAUGGUGUCGUCCGCUCCGCAGACGUCAAAGUUGUCCGCUCGUCUCCCAGCCGCAAGAAACUUCCGGAUGGAUCGCCCGAUCCAAAAAUCACCACUCAUUACUACUCCCGGUCGGUUCACAAGCUUUGUCUCUUAGAAGAACAUCAACCAGAUGUUUCCGAAGUCGGAAACAGGGCCGGCAAUGAGCGAGACAGCUAA